AUGCAAAUCAAAUGGCUCUGCAGUUGUUCCCGAGAAACAAAAUCUAUCCACGAUCUUAACUUAUGUCGAAAAUGCCAUCGCAUAUCCUGCAAUUGGUGCCAAAAGUCAGAACUCGUGGUGAAGUUUUGUUCGGGUUGUCACACGGUUAGCGAGGAUGGGAACCGAACUAGAUGCGUAAAGAAUUGUCUCGAGUGUCCUAGAUGCCAAAAUCAAAUAUCGGUGUCAGCAGAUCGACGACAAAAUGCUAGCGAGCAGCAUCUGCUACUGAGAUGCUACGGCUGUGGGUGGAACCAUAAGCUGAAUAAAAUAAGUGAGGCCAGAGCACAGGGACUGGCUUGCUAUUUCGAAUCCAUGCGGGAAAAAUUGGACCCAAAAGCCAUGAGGUUCAGGAACUUGCAGGCUUUUUACAACACCAAGCGAAAGCUGGAGAAAAUCCAAAAUAGUAGCGAGCAGGGUAUACUGGAUACUUUGGAUGAAAUGACGUCUCGAGACCUAGCUCGCAGACUUCAAUCUGUAAAGCUGUUCGAGCUGAUAAAUGAAGAGAUGGCAAUACCGAUGGUGUCGUUGCCGGAGGACAAAGCGCUCGAGACGCUCUCUUCAUUACCGCGCGCACGUCGUUUGAGGCCCAAAUACAACUAUCGGUGUCCCCAGUGCGAAAAUUUUUUAGUGAAGGUACACCCUGACCCGAAAUCCUCAAGAUUGGUGCUGGAGUCUUUUGCUGCUCGGCAAUUGCCCAGUCUGAAAGCCGUCCCACUUGCCACGGUUAUUCCUUCGCAGCCGUUCAACGCUCAAAAUAUUGCUCUUGUUUUCAGAGCUAGUGAAACGGCAAGUGGUGGCACGAACGUCUCUUUGUUGGGAUCAGCAACCACAUAUUUGCCUGUCCGCGAAUUUACACUGGAAAUCGAGAAGGGCACUUUGCGGGCACAGGCCCCAAAAAAAGAUAUACAAUUGUUUGCUGCACGUAUUCCAACUUAUCAAUUGAAUCGCAGCAGUUUUGCUCUCGAGCAAGUCAAUCGAUUGCCAGAAGCUCAACCGUUGCAAACUGUCUCGCCGUCUACAGAAAACCCAAGUCCUCCUACAGAGAUUAUAGAAAAAGGCAAUGGAUGGGCUAUAGUUCCCUUAUACCUUCUUGAAGCUCAAAAAACCCAUCAACUGCAGUUAACGGUGUCCAUGAACGAAACAUACGUAACAUUUCAGACAAUUCUAUAUGUAUAG
Messenger RNA from Lachancea meyersii CBS 8951, 1215 nucleotides. The record is from the annotation of a GenBank genome assembly. NCBI's taxonomy places the organism in Eukaryota, Fungi, Ascomycota, Saccharomycetes, Saccharomycetales, Saccharomycetaceae.